GAUUGUUCUCUGUGUACAGUUUUCUUGGUUUUGAGCUCAUAAAAUACGAUGAGUUAAAUUGCAAAGCAUAUUGUGCAAGUAAAUAUGGAAGCAAGGGGUUUAAAUGAGGAGUUCAGAAAUGUUUACCCAUCUGCCUUCGGGGCGCACUCAAGCAGGUCUGCGUCAGAAACUCCGAUGUUCUCCGCGGCGGAACGACCGACUUCGACAAGCGCUGAGUCUCUCACUCCUUACAUUUCUUUUCCAGCCAACAUUGGCACUAGCUCCUCAGUCACUUUUGGAUGUCGUUUCGGAAAUAGUUGUUAUCGUUGCAAAUUUCCACAGAACGCCAUGUUUCUGUCUAGUGUUGUAAAACAAAAUGCGAAUGGACAGUCUGCCAGUAAACCCGUGGACUAUAGUGACGGCUGGCUUAAGGAGUUCGCUUUUUACCAAAGUUACACAGGUUCCUACCCAAGAAUCCACCCUGCCUAUAUUGAUUUACCUGUAGUUCAUAGAACAAUGACCGGAGAUUCCAGACAUGAUACUUGCUUGACAACGGAAGGCCACCAGCCAUGGAACUGGUCAAACAAUUGCAGCGGUCAACUUUAUUGCUCCAAAGACCAGACGCAGAGCCCGCAUAUCUGGAAGCCAUCAUUAACAGAGGGAGCCGCGGUUUCGUUCUGUCAGCGCGGGAGAAAGAAGCGGGUUCCUUACACAAAAUUGCAACUGAAAGAGCUCGAGCGGGAAUACACCAACACUAAGUUCAUUACAAAGGAAAAGAGACGACGGAUCGCUUUUUCUACAAACCUGUCUGAGAGACAAGUAACUAUAUGGUUUCAAAAUCGUCGAGUCAAGGAUAAGAAGAGACCUGAAGUCUGCAAAUAAUUUUAAUCCUAUUAAAGGUUCAUUCGUGCAUAUGCUGAUUUAUAUAGUGAAGAGUUUAGCUCUUUGUUCUUUUUUUAUUAACAAGGGCGAUAUAGCCUUUUAUUUUAUUAUUUAUAUCUUGUUCAAAUAUUUGGAUGUACUCACAUUCAUACUCAGUCAUAGUUUAUUCAGAUAAUUUUAUAUUGGCUUCCAGGUUUGCUGAAAGAAUGGUCAGAUGUUCAAACUGUUUCAGUAGCUUGAGGUUUUUUUUUCGCCAGUUGUUUUUUAUAAUUUAAGUAUUGUUAAACAAUUGUCAUUCGUUAUUUCUACGCCAUAAGCCAGGCCACUGAUUUUUCCUUUCAGUCAAAAUGUUAUGUUUUACUUUUCGUUUCAUGUGAGUGCAGUAUAUUUGUUACCUAGUUGUUUAUAGUAGUUUUAUGGAAGGAUCUGUAACA
Molecule: messenger RNA, 1295 nt
Organism: Sinocyclocheilus rhinocerous
Lineage: Eukaryota; Metazoa; Chordata; Actinopteri; Cypriniformes; Cyprinidae
Product: homeobox protein Hox-D13a-like
Exons: 2
Coding region: 85-861 (258 amino acids)
Biological process (GO): regulation of DNA-templated transcription
Molecular function (GO): DNA binding; DNA-binding transcription factor activity, RNA polymerase II-specific
Source: RefSeq, a predicted model, not a curated record